This is a messenger RNA of Torulaspora delbrueckii, 1716 nucleotides long. RefSeq names its product Gly-Xaa carboxypeptidase (gene CPS1). Gene Ontology annotation, cellular component: fungal-type vacuole lumen. The transcript has a single exon. The record is from RefSeq and is a predicted model, not a curated record. Gene Ontology annotation, molecular function: metallocarboxypeptidase activity. The coding region runs from base 1 to 1716 and encodes 571 amino acids. NCBI's taxonomy places the organism in Eukaryota, Fungi, Ascomycota, Saccharomycetes, Saccharomycetales, Saccharomycetaceae.
AUGGCUAUUAGACUAGAGGAUAAGUCUUUGGAGUCUGGAAGAAAGUGCUCUGGGUUGAAGAGACACUGGAAGUUGUUGGCUGCGUUGGGUUCGGUACUAGCAUUAGGUACUAUUCUCACUGGUGAGACUUCAACAAAUUCGCUCGCUGAAAAGAGUUCUAGAUGUGGCAAGGUUGAACCUCUUGUGCCAAAUUUCAAUCGCUCGCUUGAUUUGAUCUUACACGACCCUGAAUUUAAGAAGUUCUCUAUCGAGAAGCUUUCAAAGGCUAUUCAGAUUCCUACUGAAAUUAAGGAUGUCAAUCCACAACCAGCAGAUGACCCUGAAUAUUAUGCCGAGUUUUACAAGUUUCAUGGGUUUUUGGAGAAGACCUUCCCCUUGGUCCACAAGAAUUUGAAGGUUGAGAAAGUUAACGAGUUGGGACUUUUGUACACUUGGCAGGGUUCUGAAGAGGAUUUGAAACCUGUUUUAUUCAUGGCCCACCAAGAUGUGGUUCCAGUGAACAGAGUUACAUGGGACUCGUGGGAGUACCCACCUUUCUCAGGUCAUUACGAUGAAGAGACCGAUAUCAUUUGGGGUAGAGGUUCAAAUGACUGUAAGAACUUGUUGAUUGCAGAGUUGGAAGCUAUUGAGCAACUCUUGGACGAUGAUUACAAGCCAAAGAGAACCAUUUUGUUGUCCUUUGGUUUUGAUGAAGAGUCAAGCGGGCUCUUGGGUGCUCAGACUUUAGCACCUUUCAUCGAAAAGCGUUACGGAAAGGACAGCAUCUUUUCCAUUAUCGAUGAAGGGUUCGGAAUCGCUCCAGUGGACAAAGGUGUUUAUGUUGCUUCUCCAAUCAACGCUGAGAAAGGUUACGUCGACGUUAUUGUGACUGUCAAUGGUAAAGGUGGUCACUCUUCAGUUCCGCCAGAACACACCACCAUUGGUGUUGCGGCAGAUCUUGUCACUGUCUUGGAAGACCAUCCUUUUGACCCUGAUUUCCAAAUUGACAACCCAAUCUUUAGCUUGUUGACCUGUGCAGCUGAACACUCGAACAAGGUUCCUAGGCACUUGAGGAAUCACAUUAUCAAGGCGCCAAAAAGUAAGUUGAGUAGUAAGCUUCUGCAAAAAGCUUUGAUGAAGGAUUCGAGGUUCCGUGACUUGAUUAGAACCACCAGAGCUGUUGAUAUUUUCAACGGUGGUAUCAAGGCAAAUGCUCUACCUGAAGUAACCAGCUUUUUGAUUAACCACAGAGUUGAGAUUCACUCAUCUGUGGAGGCUACAGUGGACCAGGAUCUACAAUACGCCGAACAAAUCGCCAAGAAAUACGGUUACGGUUUGCACCACAAUGGUGAGUUCAUCAUUCCAGCUACUGAACUCGGCUAUAUCGACAUUAAGGUAGUUAAGUCCUUGGAGCCGGCUCCAGUCUCUCCAAGUUCGGGGCCAGUCUGGGAAAUUUUGGCAGGUACCAUUCAAAACGUCUUUGAAAAUGGUGUUUUCGUUAACCAAGACGAUGCUGAAUUGUAUGUCUCUACGGCCCUGAUGUCUGGUAACACUGACACCAGAUAUUAUUGGAAUUUGACAAAGAACAUUUACAGAUUUACGGCUUCUAUCGCUGACGGUACUGUGUUGAAGACAAUUCACUCUGUAAACGAACACGUCAAUGCCGAUAGCCAUUUGUCGGCCAUUGCGUUCAUCUACAACUACAUUGUGAAUGUUGAUGAAUACGCCAAGCAGUAA